AACGCGAGCGACACGUUUUCCGUCUGCCGUCCAUCGACCCCAAAGACAGCAAAAAUUCGAAGGGCUUGACGUCAAUUGACGUCUAUAAUUGAGCCCAGAAAGUGCAAAGCAGUGUGGAGAUAAAAAUUUCACUCAUUGAUUUUCUUCAACUAAUAAACCAUGGUGUUCAGGACCAGAACCUCAAUACAGGUCUUGGUGGUAUUAGUCACUGUACUGAGCUUAACAGCGGUCCUCGCCGCGCCUCAGCAAAACCGACCCCGUCCCAGACCUCCGGUGAGGAAUAAUCAGACAUCUACAACUACUCAACCCCCGAAUAACCAAAAUCAAGGUGGCGAUUAUGACAAUUAUGACAGUUCUCCAAGUAACAAUGGAGACUCAAAUAAUGGAAAUGGUAACAAUGGGCGACCCAACAACAAUGGAAACAAUGGACGGCCCAACAAUAAUGGAAAUGGAUCCGGUGGGCGGCCUGGUAACAAUCAGAAUAAUCAAGGAAUGAAUGGAGACUACGAUUAUUAUGAUGACCAAAAUAAUCGUCCUAACAAUGGUGGAAAUGGAAAUCAAAAUAAUGGACAACCCAACAACAGUGGAAGCGGUAGCAAUGGGCGACCUAACAACAAUGGAAAUGGAAACAAUGAGAGGCCCAAUAACAAUGGAAAUGGGAACGGCAAUAAUGGAAACAGUGGAAAUGGCAACAAUGGGCGGCCAAACAACAAUGGAAAUGGAAAUAAUGGGAGGCCCAACAACAAUGGAAACGGCAGUAAUGGAAAUAAUGGGAGUGGUAACAAUGGAAAUGGCAACAAUGAAGAUGGAAACAGUGGUGAUCAAGGCUCUGGAAGCAAUAAUAAUGGACAAGGCAACAACCAAGGUGGGAAUCAAAAUGGAUGUGAGAGGAGACGUUGCUGCAGCCCUCGUAGACGGGGUGGAAGCAAGCAGAGAGGAAGAAGCAGGUGCAGGAGCCGCAGUCAAGACAGGGACUGCCGAAGGACGGAGCGCCAAGGUCGCAAAAAAAGCAAGGACAGACGCAGAAGCAAGUCGAGGGACAGAGAUUGCUGAACUUGAAUUUUUUUAGAAAAAUUAAAUAAACAGGGGUGGGUUUUCAGUUCAACUGGUUUCUUGUGCCAAUUAAUAAUAAAAAAUAUGCAAUUCUUGUAUUAUAAAAAUAUCUUUGUUUA
Messenger RNA from Neocloeon triangulifer, 1172 nucleotides. RefSeq names its product N66 matrix protein-like. Bases 160 to 1053 code for a protein of 297 amino acids. The record is from RefSeq and is a predicted model, not a curated record. NCBI's taxonomy places the organism in Eukaryota, Metazoa, Arthropoda, Insecta, Ephemeroptera, Baetidae. The transcript is spliced from 3 exons.